ACUUACACAAGAACGUCACUCCGUCGCAAUGCCGCCGUGUAUCUCCGAUUUCUUGUCGGUCUUCCAAAAUUCCGAUUUCCACUCGAGAGAUUCUCGAUCAGUCCAGUCAAAUCUCAAAGCUCUUCUUCGUUAACCGUCCACUUGUUGUUUUAUACGAUCAUAAUUUAUCGUUUUCUAGUCUUUACUUCUCUUCGACUUCACGUUUUUCGCUUUUCACCGGCUGCCGCGAGCUUCCGGCAGCGUCUGUAUAUGAACUUGGACGACGCUUUUUCCUACUACUUCCGGCUGCUGUUGCUACUUUUUUCUCGCAUAAUUUCAUCCAGUGUAUCCAGGCAAUGUACUUUGAUGGUGAUGGCCCGCUAGUGCUGGUGGCUUUCUAAGCCUACGCUGUCUUUUCCGAAAAAUUUGCAGCAAUUGUGCAUCUGCCUCUUUCUCUUGCGUACAUGACUUUCUCAGUCACCGACGCUUCCGAUCCGAGUAAGGGACUUCAAUGGCUGGCUUCGGUCUUUUCUGGCAUUGUUUUCUGCAAGAUUGUUUACACGUUAACAGGCAUCCUUAGCCUCCAAAGUUUCAAAGCAUAUGGCAAGUUAAGCGAUUUUGGGAAGGUUGAAUGGAACAAUAGGGGCUUUUCAACUUUCCACGCCCUAGUUGCAGCAUCUUCUUCUCUUUAUCUUGUACUGUUGUCAAGUACUUUCAAUCCAGGUUCCAGUAAUGAACUUCUUAUAAGAAGAACGUCCUCUUUAUCUGAUAUGACAUUGGGGUUCUCUAUUGGCUAUUUUCUAUCAGAUUUAGCAAUGGUCCUUUGGUUCUUCCCGGCUUUAGGUGGUCUAGAGUAUGUUCUGCAUCAUGGACUGUCGCUGUUCUCAAUCAUUCAAUCCCUCCUAAGUGGUCAAGGACAGGUUUACAUACUAAUGGUUCUUUUCACAGAGAUCACCACUCCGUUCGUAAAUCUUAGAUGGUACUUGGACAAUGCUGGCCAGAAGAACUCAAAUCUCUACGUCAUUAAUGGAAUUGCGCUGUUUUUUGGGUGGUUGGUUGCCAGGAUUGUCUUAUUUAUAUAUUUUUUCGGCCACAUGUUUAAACAUUUUGAUGAGGUGAAGAGUGUGUAUCCUUUGGGCUUCUACACCUUGCUGGCGGUGCCUCCUAUGCUGGCUAUUAUGAACAUAUUCUGGUUUUGGAAGAUCGCCAGAGGAAUGAUUAAAACUCUCAAAAAAGCAAGGCACAGCAAAUGACAGGUCCAUUUUGCUUGAUUCCUUCCUUAUUUGUCUUUGUAAUACGCUAUUUAGUUGCCCACAAUAUAAAAUGUAAAAGAUGUAGUUAAUUUGGUUGUAGAACUCUGCUUCUGCACUGUAAAACAUAAGUAAUCGACAUAGAUACCUAAAAUUAUGUUUAUUAAUACAGACUAAGCAUCAUACUUGUUAUUAAUACGAACUUCGAAAUGUUCUA
Messenger RNA from Cucurbita pepo subsp. pepo (vegetable marrow), 1446 nucleotides. RefSeq lists its product as uncharacterized. Gene Ontology annotation, biological process: lipid homeostasis. The record is from RefSeq and is a predicted model, not a curated record. Gene Ontology annotation, cellular component: endoplasmic reticulum; membrane. Lineage: Eukaryota; Viridiplantae; Streptophyta; Magnoliopsida; Cucurbitales; Cucurbitaceae.